Trichoplusia ni (cabbage looper) is the source of this 4629-nucleotide messenger RNA. RefSeq names its product proton channel OtopLc-like. The transcript has 15 exons. Gene Ontology annotation, cellular component: membrane. The record is from RefSeq and is a predicted model, not a curated record. Lineage: Eukaryota; Metazoa; Arthropoda; Insecta; Lepidoptera; Noctuidae. Gene Ontology annotation, biological process: proton transmembrane transport. Gene Ontology annotation, molecular function: proton channel activity. The coding region runs from base 482 to 2953 and encodes 823 amino acids.
ACGAGCUGAGCUUUAUUCCGAGCUUCUGUUGUAUUGCCCGCGCAGCAUAAGUUUGAAUCUCUAUUCUGCAGUUGAAGGUUACAUGUGACACAACUUAUUUUUACGUGGGCAAGUGAAGCGAAGUUGUCGUCGCUUGGUCCGCGUAGUACGGCGUACAGUCCGCGCGGCGCGGUUGAAAGGCGCCCAUCUCGGUUGACAGCGGCCCAGCCCUCGCUCGCUAUUUGCAGAACAAUGCAGGCUUAAUGUGCGCACGCCGCUACCGGGAAAGCGAGGAGGGAAAACGCGCGAAGUCGCCAGUCUCGGGCCGUGAGUGCGACCGGCCGCGCGCCGAAGCUCGCACGACGCAAGCGCCCUGGCGCUCGACGCCACGCGCCGCGCUCGCCGCGGCGUUACGUUUUCCGAAUCGACCGCUGACGGCAACACUGCCACCGUGACAGAAAUUCAGUGUCAAAAGGUGCGCGUGCGCGAGUUUUACAUCGCGAUGCAGCGUUGCCCCUACAUCCACGAGAUGAAGGAGCGGCUGCUUGGCGCCCCAAUAGACGCGGAGACUAAGGAACCCCAACGAGCGCCGCUUGAACGCCCGCUCGACAUUCAAGACAACCAGGUCGGCACCAUCGUCAAACUGAAUUCCGACGGGUACGGGUCGCACACGUCGCCGGCGCGCGCGCCGCUCGUCACGGACGAGUGUGAGGCGCCGCCGGACGAGACGGAGGCCCUGACGCCCACUGAGGCUGUGCUGCGGUACCGGGCCUGCUGCCAGCCUGAUACAACGCCCAAAAAUGCCAAAACUUCACUCUUUAUCAUCUCGAGUUUCAUCUACGCAAAACUUCUGGUGGUUGUGUGCAUCGCUUACGUCAUCAGUGAUGUCAUCACACACAACCUCCCCCUCUACUACUACGAAGGGUUCUUCACCUACCUGUAUGGCAUGAGCAUUCUGUUUUUGUUGUACGUCUUCUGCUUCCUACUCCAAGAAAGCACCUGCUGCAGUGGAAGCCCUCCAAAACCGAAGCCCCCGCCCAAGGAGAAGAAACCGAAGAAAGAAAAGGAAAAGAAAACCAAAGAUAAGGAAGCUAAGGAAGGCAAGGAUGGAAAAGACGGCAAGGAUAAGAAAGAUGGGAAAAAGGAAGGCAAGUCUAAGGACAAAGGGAAGGAAAAGGAUGAAAAGGAAAAGGCCAAGGAGUCCAAGAAACAAAGCCAAUUCCAGGAGGUGUAUCCCCGUAAGAUGCGUGAUAAAGUUCGUCAACAGCAAUUGCAAUUACAAAUGGCGCAAUUGUAUGCGUCUGACCAGCAACAACAAGAUAUUGUGGAAAUGGAAGCUGGGCCAGUUGCAAGACCGAUCCGUAGACGCAAGACCUCUCAGAACGACCACAGCCAUGGCAGCUUCUUCCUUCGAAUUGGAGCAAUUGCGUUUGGUCUCGGCACAAUGAUUUACAACGGGCUGGAGUUUGGCACAUUCUUCGAACUACCUCUGGAAUCUCCUUGCUACUUGAUCUUGAAGGGUGUUAACCCUGUCCUGCAAAUGGUGUUCACUUUUAUGCAAAUGUACUUUAUCUUCAUGAAUUCGCGGUUGAAUAUCCAUCGAUUCAAGGUGAUUGCCCGAUUUGGUUUGAUGCAUGUGGUUGCCACCAACAUCUGUGUUUGGAUCCGCACUCUAGUGUUGGAGUCUCUGAAGGAAAUUACCGACUACCACGUCAAAAAUCCUCAGGGUUACGCUGGUGAAGGCGUGUUAGGAAAAGUCAUCCGAAAGCACACUCUGAGGCAUUCCGGCAAAGUGUUCGGUGCUGCUUCUACUGCUGCUACCACUAUCGCAUCUACUGUCAUAACCACCGCUAAGACCACCGGAGAGCAACUUAUAAACGUUGUCACCUCCUCGACAGCCACUCCCUCCACUACUCCUACCACAAUGACCAACUCUUCCGAGAUUUUCGAGUCGUUCGACGGCCUCAACCCAGCUGCCCUGAUCGCCAAUAUUGAUAACACUACCGUCUGUGGCCGAAACCCAAUUAUGGGCACUAUCGUCUCUGACUCGGCACCUUAUCUCUACCCGUUCAUUAUUGAAUAUUCUCUCAUCGGCGCUGCAGUCAUUUACGUGAUGUGGAAGCACAUUGGGCGCUACCCCAGCGUGGCCAACGACGAAGAUCUGGAAAGACGUCUGGAGGCUGUUCUCUCCCGCAGGGCGGCGGCGCUUGCAGCAGCUCAGCGAGGCAACCGGGUUGAUUGUGCUGGGGCCUCCAAAGGACUUUUCUGUGGACUUCUCCUGCUCGUGGCCUCUCUCAUCUGUCUGAUACUCUUCUUCGUCCUGAUAAGACACCAAGAGUUGAAGCGCCUGUCGAUCUAUUUGGCUGAUGUAUCACACUGUGCUCUGAUGGUUCUGUCUAUACUGGCUAUUCUGAUCGGGUUUAUACGUUGUCGUGUUAUGAAAUGGAGCAAUACUCCUCCCUCCUGUACCGAGCCUCUCCGCAGGGUGCAAUCUUUGAAGUUCCGCUCCGAGGAACAGUCUGACCUGAACGACAUCUUGCUGCGUGUGUCUGCGUUUGGCCUCUUCGUGUACGCCGUGUUCAGCGUCAUCGCCGGUGGAAUGGGAGCCUUCACUCACGAACCCAACCUUCUCGUCAUGAUUACCGGCUGUUUAAGUGUGCUUCAAGUGGUUCUCCAAUUGCUGUUUAUCGCUGAUGUGUCCCGCCGUCGCGUCCACCUGCCCGAGCAAGAGCGCAGCAAGCCCGCCCGCCAAGCCGUCACCUUCCUCCUCAUCUGCAACGUUACCAUGUGGCUCAUCUACACCUUCGAAGCACAAAAAGUUCUUGCUAACCCUGUUCAGCUCGAUUUCUACGGCUUCGUGGCUUGGUCGCUGGUCCAGCGCUUCACUCUCCCGCUUUGCAUCUUCCACCGUUUCCACUCUGCUGUCACUCUAGCCGAAAUAUGGAAGACCAGCUACAAAGCGCGCCUGGAGUGAGCGACCCUGUUGCGUAUUGGAGACCUAAGUCCAAUCAAUAAACAUCCUAACAACUAGGAUGAAAGCUACAAAUUUCGUCCUCGUCCGGGACAGCAAUUUUUGUAGGUAGAACGAAUAAAAUUACUGCUAGUUUCAAACUCAUCUCGCUAUUCAAAGUGUUAGUAUAGGUGUGACGAAUUUAGAAAGGUAACAUUGCAUUUUAACAAUGUAGAAGUGAAUAAGUAAUUGCUCUCCCGGAAAGUAUUGUAGAUGACACGAUAUCGCACCUGGAUCUACCCUGCGGAUCAUCGUUAUGUUGGUUAUUAUUUGCUACGAUUCUUUCAUACUUCGUUUAUCUUUCACAUUCCAUUCUAUUUUAACAGAUUCAAUAAAAAUUAGGUUUCUUGAAAGACUGACUGUGGAGACUUUAAAGCGACCAAACAUACAUAUUUUUCAGCUCACUUUCUUUAAUAGAUACGUAAACAGAGUUGCUCAGAUUUCGGAAUUCUAUACCUGCGAAUUAUUUUCAAGUUUGGAUGAGAGGGUUUCAAAAAUGAUUUGAUCGAAACACGAUAAUAUUAUCUGACAAAUCCCAGUUGUGAAAAGUUCCCUCCUUUGUUAGAAAUAAUUUGUGUGCCAUGGUUUAGGGUUAAUUAAGGCUUGAUAAAAAUUGGACAAUAUUUUACAUUUUGGGCAAGUUGAAAGCAUUGUUUAUCUAAUCUUCUUUAUGACUGGUUUUCUUUGUUAUUUCUUUAUUUAUAGCGGUUAACUUUGUGUUAUUGACGAAUUUUACAUUUCAACACAAAAUGGGAGCCGUUUUGUGUAUAUAAAUUCAUAUUAUAUGUGUAGGAUAUAAAAUUAAAUAUAAAAUUAAUUACUAUAUUAAAGUUUCAGAAGAUUUAUUAGCCAACAUAAAUUUGAGGUAAACAAGUAGGAUUACAAUGAAGGUUUAUUAAAAUGUGGUAUCAUAAGAGGGUAGUUGACGUGUCUAAACUAUAUCUGAUUAAACGUACUUAACUAUAGAGAAGAGUAGACCAGCCGCUUCUGCCGCAGAGCGCCGCUUAAAACGGAUCAUUUGGGUACUUCAGUUUAGGAAACAUUUUUAUUGCAAAGGGGCCAUAAAAAUGUUGUUUUUUUAACAAGCACAUUUGUAGCGCUGAUGUUAGCAUGUUCAAAGAUGUGGUAACUCUAGAAUUAGUAUUAAGAGGAAUACUGGCAACAUUACUAGAUGUUGUGCGCGUAACUUCUACCUAUUAGUGUUUAUGAUUAAUCAAUUACAAUUUUGCGAAGUUUUAACAUGGGACUAAUUUCACUGCGUAUGUAAAACGCAAAGUACGUUAAAAUUUUCUCAGCAAAUAUUUUCGUAAUGGUUUUUGUGCAAUCUAUUUUUAUAGGCUGACUAAUUUACAUACCUGUCUAUUCGUGUAAUGCAAUGAUCAGACGUGAUUUUCACGCGAUAUCAUUUCUAUGUUAUGGAUUUUGUAUAAAAUAGUUCAUACUCGAUUAUUUAUAUUUAUUAAUUUUGUAAAUUAACUUGUAAGGUAAAAAUCGUAACUUAUUGCUCUAGAGUCUGAGAGUAAGGUGUGCUUACAUCGUGAGAAUUUGAGUGAACGUAGUUAGUUUUCGAUUGGUUUAAAAUAUUUUGAUGUUUACAAUAAUUAGUGGUUUAUGAUUAAUAGCCGUGGACGAAAAAAAAA